This is a messenger RNA of Drosophila montana, 712 nucleotides long. Its product is annotated as selenoprotein BthD. Lineage: Eukaryota; Metazoa; Arthropoda; Insecta; Diptera; Drosophilidae. Bases 172 to 606 code for a protein of 144 amino acids. The record is from RefSeq and is a predicted model, not a curated record. The transcript has a single exon.
UGGGGAGCUGCGGCCGAGCUCGCGAGCCCCCGAUAAGCAGUGAGCAGAGCUGCCCGGCAGUAAGCUGUCAAGUUUCAGCUGUGUCUGAGAACCAGCAAAAUGUUGAGAUACAUUCAAAAAUUAAAAAUACCAAACUGAAGCCGAAACCAAGCAGCAGUCUGUUGCGGUAGCAUGUCGCAGCUGAAUGUGCCACCGCCAUUGAAUCCGCACCAGCCAGUUCUCUAUAUUGAAUGCUGUCGCGCCCAUGCAGACUACCGAAGACGCGCCACGGAGUUGCAUGCCUCAUUGGCGGAAGCGUUGCGCGCACUCCAGCCAGAUAUGCAGCUCCAGCUGCGCUUGAACGAGAACAACAUGCCACGCAUCGGCUCAUUCGAGGUGGCCAUCGCACCAACACCUACGGAAGAUGUUCUGGAGCGUCAAGUACUGUGGACGGGCUUGGAGCGUGUCCCCGUGUCGGCCAAGGUGCCGCAUGUGGAUGACAUUAUUGCGCCAGCCUGCAUGGCCUUGAGACUGCGUCACAGCCAGGCGGGCAGCAGUAGCAUCAACCUGGUCCGCACAAGCGAUGGCAACAUCAAAAAAAUACUGCAAAGACGCAACCUUCAGUAGCUUCAGUUUCGGUUUAUUUUUAUCAAUAUUUUUGACUCUUUUUUUUGUACACUUUUCUUGUAAAUUUUAAGUGCCAAAAUGAACAAAUUAAAUGAAUUCAAUAAUU